GGCGCACAGAGCAUCAACGUCCGCCACAUCCUGUGCGAGAAGCACGGCAAGAAGGAAGAAGCGGUGGCGAAGCUGAAUGCGGGCGUCAAGUUUGAUGAGGUCGCGAAGGAGUUUUCGGAGGACAAGGCUAGGCAGGGUGGCUCGUUAGGGUGGAAGGUGAAGGGGGCAUUAUUGCCUGAGUUUGAGAAGGUGGCGUUUGAGCUGGAGCCUUCGAGCACGAAUAACCCGAAAUGGGGCGAGUGCAAGACGAGUGAGGGGUAUCAUAUUAUCAUGGUAGAGGGACGGAAGUGA
Neohortaea acidophila is the source of this 291-nucleotide messenger RNA. RefSeq lists its product as uncharacterized. The transcript is spliced from 2 exons. Gene Ontology annotation, biological process: rRNA processing. The record is from RefSeq and is a predicted model, not a curated record. The annotation marks the transcript as partial. Lineage: Eukaryota; Fungi; Ascomycota; Dothideomycetes; Mycosphaerellales; Teratosphaeriaceae. Gene Ontology annotation, molecular function: DNA binding; peptidyl-prolyl cis-trans isomerase activity.